GGUGUAGUGGAAAUAGAAGGAUGUGGACAGGAUGGGAGAGACGUGUCCGGGCGGCCCAAGAGGACUAAGACGGCCCUGCAGACGACGGAGGAGCCUUUUGACACGUCUUAAUGACGGAGAACACCCAGCCCACUCCUUCCCAGGGGGAGUUGGUGCCGGCAGGCGAGGGAGGGGGUGGCCAGCAGGUGGCCGGGGCAGACACAGCCACUCCGGCGCCAAAUGGCGAACAGGCACGUCAGCCAACUGCUGGCGAGUCGUUUAUGGCCAUUACUAAAUCACUUAUAAUCAGAGCAAUUAUAAUCUACUUCAUCACAUCAUUUUUCAGACGUCCUUCACAACCAACUGGGCCUCAAGAUGGACUGGAGGGUCAAGUAGAUCAUAGUGGACGUAUUCCCGCCACCAAUCUUUUCGAGGAUAGAAGUACUCUGGAUCUUCACGUGUACAUGUGCGAGUCCGAACACUUUACCACGUUUAGUGAUCUCAAGGCUUUAAUUUGGUUGAAAGAGGACAUUGUUUAUGGAGACUGGACUGGUGGACCUUAUGGAGAUGGCACCUACACACACACCAUUAAUUUCCCUGCGUCUGAGCGGUUACGGAACAAUGGCUCUUUGUUCAUCCAUGUGUUCUUUGUGAAAAGUGGGUUCUCCCCUGAUCCUAGCAGUGAACUAUACAAUAAGAAGUACACAUUAUACAGCACACAACGCCUCAAUAAGUACAAGCGACGCCGCUACAAGAAAACGAGCAAUCUAAUCACUGGAGAAACAAAGCUUACAGAUGAGGAAGUUUUGAAAGCGGAUACACUGAAAGAAGAAAUCGUGUCACACUGGCACCCCAAUCUGACCAUCAAUAUUGUCCACGACUUUACGCAGUGGACGCGUGGUGCUGUGCCGCCACCUCUCGACGAGUAUGUAGAAUUCACGCCGGCAGGAGACAGGUACAAACCCAUUACAUUCCUGAACACAUACUGGAACCUGGUGAAGGACUACCAGGCCAUCAACAGCUCUUCUGAGAACCUGGAGUUAAGUCUCACCUUCCAGCCUUUGUCCCUCUUCAAGUGGCAGCUGUAUGCAGCCCAGGCCAUGAAGAGCAGAUGGCCAGGGACAGCGAUGUUGGAAGGUUUGGGAGGGGAUGAGGAUGAGGAGGAUCAGGACACCAUCAAGGAAGCCUUCCUGGAGACGUCACCAUACCUACUGGGUCUCACCAUCGUCAUCUCUCUCCUCCACUCGGUCUUUGAGUUCCUCGCAUUUAAGAAUGAUAUUCAGUUUUGGAACAACCGUGAAAGUCUUGAGGGUCUGUCGGUGCGUUCAGUGUUCUUCAACGUGUUCCAGUCGGUUAUUGUGCUCCUGUACGUGCUAGACAAUGAGACCAACUUUGUCAUCAAGGUGUCCUGUUUUAUUGGGCUUGGUAUUGAGUUGUGGAAGAUUACCAAGGUAACGGACGUUUCUCUUAACCGUGACAAUAGGAUCAUGGGCAUUCCUACCAUCAAAUUUACCGACAAAGGGACAUACAUCAAGUCCAUGACAAGGCAAUACGACGAGCUAGCCUUCCGGUACCUGUCAAUGGCGUUGUUUCCGCUGCUAGGUGGCUACUGCGUCUACUCUCUCAUCUACCACGAGCACAAGGGAUGGUACUCCUUUGUGCUGUCAAUGCUCUAUGGCUUCCUACUCACCUUUGGAUUCAUCAUGAUGACUCCACAAUUGUUCAUCAACUACAAACUCAAAUCUGUGGCUCAUCUUCCAUGGAGGAUGCUUACCUAUAAGGCCUUGAAUACCUUCAUUGAUGACAUAUUUGCCUUUGUCAUCAAGAUGCCAACCAUGUAUAGGUUAGGCUGCUUGAGGGAUGAUGUCAUCUUCUUCAUCUUCUUGUAUCAGCGUUACAUCUAUCCUGUCGAUUCUUCUAGAGUAAAUGAGUUUGGGUUCUCCCAAGACAUGGAGAAGAAGGCGAAGGAGAUGAAGGAAGCAGCAUCACUGGGCAAUGGUGCUGCUACACCUGAGCUAGAACCACUCAAGUCUCUGGAAGACAAGAAGGAAGAUUAAUAUUAUGGAAAUGAUGGGUUAGUUAAUGUAGUAAACAAAUUGUUUUAUAUGGGUAUCUUUCUCAAGACAGGACGUGGACGACAUGAAAUGGCUCGAGAAGACACUUGCAGUAUUCAUAAAGUAAUUAACGCCUCUGAACUUGGCUGUGCGAACAAGUCUUAUGACAAAUAUUUUAUGGCUGGAUUAUAUAAGGAUUAGGAUGCUUGAACUUUAUUUAACGGAGCAGAAUAGUUUUGCUCGUACAAAGCAAUUCUUUCAAAUUACAUAUGUUUUAUUUUUAUGACUGAAAAGCUGUAAGAGUUUAAAGUUUGCAGAAUGGUGAGGCUGGACUCAUUGUACGAGGGAGCCAGAUUAUGUAAUGGUGAUAGUUAAUGUUUAUAGUUAACCAUUAACAAAUCCACGGCACCACUGGCAGUGAAGGAUGAGAUUAGUUUUGACAUGUGUAAUGAAGACUUGGAGGAGAAUAUAGACUUUUUUUUUUAUAGUCAAGGGACUUGUAGGCUAAACAAAAAUACAUGUGGUUCAAAUUACAUGCUGCCAAAUAAAAAAAAACUGGUUUUAAGAGCCUUUUUCACAUCGGUGGAGAUACCUCCACACCCAAUAGUUUUAAAGUGCUAAUGAAUAUGGCCCUUAUGCUUAAAAACCAAUAAUUGAAUGUUAAAUCGGGCAAUUUUUGCUAUGUGUCGCUUAUUUGAGGCAGUGUCAUUAUACUUGCGUCUAUGUACGUGUGCACUGUCUUGUCGCUGGGUCGCGUUACGACUACAAAACACCUAUCAAGUUCAGAUUUUGAGUAAAGGGAUUUGCAAGGAUACUAAUUAAAUUGCCAAAAUCUGUACUUGUAAAACCCAUUGUACAUUCUUGUAUAUAAAUAAAUUGUUAGUGCUAAAUGUGCAAUUUUGUUUGUUUUUUUGUUUUAGCACCAGCUUGUUCUGUUGGGCUGCUGUUAUUAAGUCUGUGAGUGAGCGUUGUGAAUAUUUGUUACGUCUUUCGUUCCGGAAUUCGAGUAAUGAUUAGCAAGUGCAGUAAUUAAGUUUUUCUUACAUGUCGUAAACAAUUCAAGAUAUUGCUGUAAGUUAUGUAAUAUACAGCGCACAAUAUACUUGAUUUGCAUAUUUACUGAAAAUAAUAAUAACCGGUAAUUCAUUUAGAGUAACUUGAUCUUUCCCUUCAUCAUUAGACGUUUCAAAGGAAUGCUAGUGUGUGAAAUUCUUUUGUGGCCGUUUCUUAAACAGCCACAAAGAAAUUGUGCUUCGUUUAAGCAAACUAAAAUAUAACAGCGAGGAUGCAAGAAAUAGCGGAAAUUAGGAGGAAAUUAUAAAGAUGGCAGUGGACUAGGAUUUCCUACAAUACCCAAAUGGCAUAUUAAUUAAGCCUGACCAGUGUAUUAAAGUAUGGUAUUAUAAAAUUAUCCUUUUCCUUACUUUUCUGUAAUUUAAAAUAUUUUUUCUAGGCUUUCAGACAUUCACAUUUGUAAAUUUUUUAGCGAUACGUGGAAUAUAUGGAUGUGUGUGUUUGAUUUUAAUCGCACUGUUUCUUAGGAAUGCAGAAUUUUAUUGUGUUCAACGAGAAUGUUACCGGUGAAGUGUUGGCGAUGUUAAAUAUGAUUGUUUACUUGUAAAUAUCCUUUUGUGGAUGAAUAAUUUUAACAUUUUAGUUAUAAAAGCAAUGGGCCAAUUUGAUUAUUUUUGCCCAAUUAGAGCUGGGUAAUUAGAACUAUAUGUAAUGUUUUGUUUGGCCUUUAAUAAAGUUAAUAUAAAG
This is a messenger RNA of Procambarus clarkii (red swamp crayfish), 3794 nucleotides long. Its product is annotated as putative lipid scramblase CLPTM1. NCBI's taxonomy places the organism in Eukaryota, Metazoa, Arthropoda, Malacostraca, Decapoda, Cambaridae. The record is from RefSeq and is a predicted model, not a curated record. Gene Ontology annotation, cellular component: endomembrane system; membrane.